AUGAAAAAUCAAUUACAUUUAAAUUUAAAUGUAAUAGAAACAUUGAAUGUUGAUAAUGAUGAUAAUGAAGGGGAUCCGGUAGAAGCGGCAGCAGCAGCAGCAGCAGCAGCAGCUGCUGUAGCGGAGUUGAAAUGGGAUGGUGUUAAUGUAGAAACCGUCACAACAGUGCCUCAACAACAACUACAACCACAUGAACAAAAACAACAACUACCAGAAGAACAACAACCACUUAGAAGAGAAUAUAGUAAAGUCGAAGCUAUUUCAAUGGGACAGACGUCUACAAUAGCAACAGCAACAGUUAGGGGAGAAGCAGGAACUUCAACAGCAGCAGCAGCAACACGAGUAGCGGCAACAUCGUUAUCAUCAUCACCGUCAUUGUUGAAUUCAUCAUCAACGGCAUUAGCUAAAUUUAACCGAAUCAUCGACAGUACAAUGCCGGCAACCAACUACUAUCAGCAUUAUUUGCAACAUCAGCAAGCGCAUGAGAGUAUGCAACAUGCAAUGCGCGCCGGCUUAGCGCCACCAGCUCCGCUGAGUGACGCAUUACAGCAGCGGCUAGCGCUUGUAUAUCCCGACAUUGUCUCGACUGAUUCGCAAACGAAAAAAAUUAAUUUCACAACAGCAGCAACAACAACAUCAGCAGCAGCAGCAGCGGCGGCCACAGCGAAAACAACAACAACCAGAACUGUGCAAGCAGCCAAACCGAAAGCAAAAGUGAAAGGAAAAUCCGGUGCGUCGCUUGAGCGCCUACGUUCGGCGCGAGCGGAAAUAGCAGCGGAAGAGGAAGCGGCAACAUUAAUGGCCGCAGCUGCUGCAACAGCAACAUCACCCGAUGAUAAUCAAAUGAAACGAAAUGAUGUGCAUUAUUUGUUGAAACAAUUAAAUAGUUUUAGUGAUAUAGAAGAAAUAGAAAUUGUUGAUAUGGAGCAAAGGCAGCGGCAGCUGGAUGAACAGCAGCAGUUGGUACAACAGCAACAACAGCUCGCCCAACAGCAACAACAGCAACAGUAUAUGGGACAUGGCGUGGACAAGACACACUCACCGACAGCGCAAUCGCUUGUGAUAAUCUCGCCAUCGUCGUUAUCGCACAAAGGCAUACGACGUUACGCCUCAUUGCAUCAGCAACAGUGCACUCAGUAUCCGCUUGACAGCGACGAGGCGAUCGACAGCGUCGAACAGCAGCAAUAUUUGUUGCAACAAUUCGACGAUUACCUUUUUCAGUCCUGCCACUAUUUGGAGACAAAUUAUUUUGCCGCCAACUAUCGCACUGCCAUGGUCGAGAGCAGCUCGCACGAGUUUCGACCAUCGACGACGACGACGACAGGCACUUCGGCAGCGUCUGUCUCAUCGGAGCAUUCGCUUGAGCUGCACGAGACUGAGCCGCCGAGCGUCAUAUGCAAAGCGCCGCCACCAGCGCCUGUGUCACCGCCCACUACAACCGUAGCCACUACUGUAAUGCCAUCAUCCGUUGGUGGUAUUGCAGUCACGUCCACAACGCUAAAACGCUACGGUAUGCAAGCGCGGUUGACUACCAGUGGCGUACAAACCGAACUCACCGCCACCUCACUAACGGAGGCGUCAUUGGCGAAGAGCACCAGCAGUUCGGCCAGUUCCGAAGAGCAGCGACGACGUGCGCCAUUCUUCAAAUGCUGCUACACGCCCAUCGAUCGCUGGCGAGAAAAGCGUAGCGCAGCACAUACGGCUGCAGCAGCACAAAAGCGCGGUAGUCGACGUGCCACCGCGCAGACUAGUGGUGUUGAUGCUGCAGCGUCGGUGAGUGGGCGUGCCGUCGGUAUCAGUGCCACCGUCGGACAGCAGCAGCAGCAACAGCAACAGCAACAUACGCGCAAAAAUGGGCAUGCAGUCUGACAAAACGCGUGCGCGAUGGUGUGUGUAGGCGUAGUGAGUGUCAGCGUGAGCUGUGAGAAGCGACGUGCGAACAAAUACAGAAAUACAAAAUCGAUCAGCGCCGCUGUCUAUUUGCGAUAUCAACAAUUUUUUCUAUUUCAAAUUGAUGCUUGGGAUAUUUACUAACAUACAUUGGUAUACGCGAAAAUAUCUCAAGUGGAUUAUUUGUUGGUAAACUAGAGAUGAAGUGAAGAGAGAUGUAGUAGUGGCGCCUUGUGCGCGAAAACGAAACCGAAACAGAAGCAGAAAAAUGAAGAUUUGCGAAAUUAAUUGGUGGAUUUAGGAAACAAAGAAAAAACAUAAAAUAAAAUAGAAGUCUUAAAAAGUGUUCUAAAUGUUAAAGCUUUUUUAAAAGGCUUUUUAAGUUAAGUUAUAUGCAAAUAAGCUGGAGGCGAAAGAGUGCAUUGCCAGUGCGAGCUGGCGAGUUUAGGAAGUUGCGCACGCUAACUUCAAAGAUAAUGAAGAGUUGAUGGCAGUUUUAAGUUUUUUGCCUUAAAAUGUAAAAUUUUUUUAAUAUCUUGACUCAAGUAAGGAAAGGAGUGUAACUAAACUUUUUUUUUUUUUUUUUUGUUUUUUUUUUUUGUACCCCUUCUUUUGGCGCUUGAUUCUGCGCAAUUCAUUUAUUAUAAUAUAUUUUUUUUGUCUAUACGGGUAUGAAAUAAUUAAAAUUUGGCACUUUUCUUUUUUGUCCACUGAAUUGUAAACUUGUAUGCUUUUAAUAUUUUUUUUUUGUUUCUAAUUGUCUUAUUAUCUUAGUUCAAAGAAAAAAGAGUGAAGUUACACUUCGUUUUUUCUUUAAUGCUUUCUAUUUGAGCUCGAUUUAUAAUAUUUUAUUAUAUCUUUACAGGUAUGAAGGUAUUAAUAUUUGAAUUUUUUUUUACUGAAUUGCAAACCUGUAUGCUUUUAAUGUUUUUUGUUUUCUAAUUCCUUAAUUCAAGUAAGGAAAAAGAGUGAGGUUAGAUUUUUUUUUGCUCUUUGAGCUCGAUUUUAUGGAUUUAUUAUAUCGAUGCAUGUAUGAAGUAAUUAACAUUUACAACUUUUAUUUUUUGUCCAUGGAAUUGUAAACCUGUAUGCUUUUAAUAUUUGUUUUUGCUUUCUAAUUUCUUAAUAUGUAUAAUAUGUAAAAUAUAUUUUUAAUAUAAUUCAAGUAAGGAAAAAUAGUGAGGUUAGACUUUUUUGCGUUUAUUGUUUGGUCAGUAGCGGUUUUCAAUGCGUUUCCUUUGAGCUCGUUUUUACGGAUUUAUUCAUUAUAUUUUCGUCAUAUCUUAAUUCAAGUAAGGAAAAAGAGUGAGGUUAGACUUGUUUCCGUUUUUUGUUUUUUGUUUUUAGCCAUUUGUGUGUUUCAAUGCGUUUUCUUUGAGCUCGUUUUUACGGAUUUAUUCAUUAUAUUUUCGUCAUAUCUUAAUUCAAGUAAGGAAAAAGAGUGAGGUUAGACUUGUUUCCGUUUUCCGUUUUUUGUUUUUUGUUUUUGGCCAUUUGUGUGUUUCAAUGCGUUUUCUUUGAGCUCAAUUUUACGCUUUAUAUAUAUUUUUUAUUAUAUAAAUGCAUAUAUGAAGUAAUUAUUAUUUGGAACACUUAUUUUUUGUCCACUGAAUUGUAACCCUAUACAUACAUUUUUACGUUUCAAGUAUGUACCAAAUUUUUUUUAUACAUUUUACCAAUGCUGGCUACAGUUUCGGCCUAUACUGAGUGGCUUUCAACGAAUUUCAGCCAAAAUAAAUCAAUACGAGCCGGAAUUCAGCUUAGCAAAAAUAUUUUGAUGACAUUUUUUUCGUUUUUUCUUAUUUUUGUUAUUAGCGUGCGCCGUUUGCAGAUUAGUGAGUUCCGAUUGCUUUUGUUUUUACAUUGAAUAGAAGCAUCUAAAUAAUCACAUAUUGUAAGAACACCGAAUGUCAUCACAAUGCCUACACACACAGCGAUUAUAAGUGACUGCUACACACACGGAACGAAAAACCGCACACCAAACAUACACAUAUACACAUUUAGUUUGCGAGCCUCACAAAGUUGCAUAGAAGAAGCUAAAUAUGUAAAACUAAUAUUACUAAAUUAACGAAGUGUGGAGAGUAUGCAAGCAUAAAAAAGUAAAUAAUAGCUUAAUAUAUCUAAUAUAAAAAUAAAAUAAAAUUAAAAAAAAAAAAAAACAAA
Anastrepha ludens (Mexican fruit fly) is the source of this 4053-nucleotide messenger RNA. Its product is annotated as negative elongation factor A-like. Gene Ontology annotation, biological process: regulation of transcription by RNA polymerase II. The record is from RefSeq and is a predicted model, not a curated record. Gene Ontology annotation, molecular function: transcription coregulator activity. Gene Ontology annotation, cellular component: SWI/SNF complex; nucleus. Lineage: Eukaryota; Metazoa; Arthropoda; Insecta; Diptera; Tephritidae. Bases 1 to 1869 code for a protein of 622 amino acids. The transcript has a single exon.